CCUUACCCCAGCCCGUCACUCGCUUCCCUGUCCCUCCCCGUGCUAACUCUCCGGACGCCCUCGCCGGCCGCGGGCGGAGCUCCAUCCGCGGCGCUCCGCGAUCCCCGGCCCCCGCCCCUUUCCCUGUCCCUCUGUCCCCGGAGCCCCCAAGAGGCCGCCGCCGCCGUACGGCUCCGCGCCGCGCGAGCAGGUACGUGCGCCUCCGCAGCGGCUCGGAGCCCGGCCGGGAAGGGGGCGGGAGCCAGGGAGGGCGAGGCUGUGGCGGCCAGGCCCGCGCCCUCCGGGCUGCGCCGCAGGACAGACCCCGGCGGGCGGACGCCGGCUCCGGCUAGGCGGGCGGUCGCUGGGGUAGGACGCACCCUUGCCCGCCGGCCGCCCGGCGUCCUUCGCCUCCCGCGUGGGGAGGCAGGGAGGGAGGCCCGCACAGCUGCCAAGGGGCCAAGGGAUGAGCUGGGGCCCUCCUUCCCAAUGGCAUCUCCCCCUGGUCUGGAACUGAAGACACUGAGCAAUGGUCCCCACACCCCAAGGAGACUAGCUCCCCUGGGCCCAGUAGCCCCAACCAGAGAGGGUGUGGAGAAUGCCUGCUUCUCCUUGGAGGAGAAUGAAACUCAGUUCCAGAACCCUGGGAACACCAGACUGGGCAGCUCCCCCAGCCCUCCAGGGGGCAUCCCCUCACUGCCCCGAUCCCAGAGGGACGAUGUGUCUCUACAUUCAGAGGAGGGGCCAGGCCUGGAGCCCGUGAGCCGUCCGGUGGAUUAUGGCUUCAUUUCUGCCCUGGUUUUCCUGGUGAGUGGGAUCCUUCUAGUGGUGACAGCAUACGCCAUCCCCCGGGAGGCCCGUGUCAACCCGGACACAGUGACAGCGCGGGAGAUGGAACGACUGGAGAUGUACUAUGCCCGCCUGGGCUCCCACCUGGACAAGUGCAUCAUCGUGGGCCUGGGGCUGCUCACGGUGGGCGGCAUGCUCCUGUCGGUGCUGCUGAUGGUCUCCCUGUGCAAGGGCGAGCUCUACCGCCGGCGGACCUUCAUCCCUGGCAGGAGCUGCAGGAAGACGUAUGGCUCCAUCAACCUGCGCAUGAGACAGCUCAAUGGGGAUGGGGGCCAUGUCCUGGUGGAGAAUGAAGUUGUCCAGGUCUCAGAAACUGGCCACACCCUCCAGGGCUCUUAAGUAAGAGCCUACCUUAUGUGGCUGCUUUAGCUCCAGGGCCAUGUGACCCCAAAGGCCACAGGUUUCGGACUGAGCUCCAUAUAGGGCCCCCUGGAAGGAGUAUGGGUGCUAGAGGGAGAGCCUAGGGCUCAGCCCUGGCCCCACAUGGGCAAGUGGCCCAUUGAUCUGUUUUGUAGCUGAGGUUUUGCAUAAGGUUUUGUUUGGAAGAUGGCUUCUGCUGCUAAAAAUACAAAACAUUUGGAAACUGCU
Messenger RNA from Nycticebus coucang (slow loris), 1416 nucleotides. It is a transcript of the gene TMEM74B, whose product is annotated as transmembrane protein 74B. The record is from RefSeq and is a predicted model, not a curated record. Bases 469 to 1167 code for a protein of 232 amino acids. Lineage: Eukaryota; Metazoa; Chordata; Mammalia; Primates; Lorisidae. The transcript is spliced from 2 exons.